This is a messenger RNA of Episyrphus balteatus (marmalade hoverfly), 3823 nucleotides long. RefSeq names its product protein rhomboid. Gene Ontology annotation, cellular component: membrane. The coding region runs from base 1118 to 2098 and encodes 326 amino acids. NCBI's taxonomy places the organism in Eukaryota, Metazoa, Arthropoda, Insecta, Diptera, Syrphidae. Gene Ontology annotation, molecular function: serine-type endopeptidase activity. The transcript has 4 exons. The record is from RefSeq and is a predicted model, not a curated record.
CUGCUGCUAGCCGCCUGUCAGAGUGCGAGUGUCUGCCAGUGCCAGAAGCAAAAGAAUCGCCUGCCGGAGGAGGUGUUUUCUAUAAAACUAUUCGUUCGAUAGCAAGUCUCAUUCAGUUGCGAACGGUUCGUUGCAGAGCAAGGAUAUUAUACAAAAAUUAUUCCCAACCAAAACCGUGUUUUUUUUCUCUCAAAUUAUUAUUAUAAUUCUCUCGACCAAAAAAAAAAAGGAUAUUUCAAUAAAAACACAAAAAUUUAUUGAUAAAAGAAAAAAAUUCUCAUUCCAAUAUCUCUCGCUAGAAAAUCUAUAUUUUGUGGCUUUUUUUUAUAAAACGAAAAAGAAAAGUGGAAAAUUUUGCAAAGAAAAUUCGAUCAGAAUUUUGAAAGAAAAGUGCAAGAAAAAGUGAAGAAAAUAUUGAAAAAUCAAAGAAAAAACCAAGAAGUGACAAGAAAAAUAUUUUUGGGAUUACUCUCUUCGCUGUUGGCCCUCAAAAAAAAAUUUCGUGUUUAUCAUUUUUUUCUUCUCAAGAAGAGUGCAAAAUUUUGUGCGAUUAACAAAAAAAUUCAAACGGAUUCUCUCUCUUAGCAACAAAUUACUACAAAAACUACGAUAAUUUGUCGUAAUUCGGAAAAUGAAACUGUCAAUGAAUUGAUUUGUGCAGUUAUAACAUAAUUUUUUUUAUUGCAAAAAGAAAUCUGUCUGUCUGUCUAUUUUGGCUGUGUGCGUUCUGUGUGUGUUCAGAUCUCAAAGCAAACAUCGAUGUCUAAUUACUCGACAGCGACAUCCGCGACACUCUAAAUUGUAGUAGCUGCUAAAAAAGGAGUGUACUCUUUAUUGGCGUCUGGCAGAAUUUAAACCAAAAAAAAAGGAGAAAAAAGAAAAUUGACAGGAUUUUUGAAAUUUUACAAAUAAUUUAAAUUUUCUUUGCAACGACAAAAAGAAAAUCAAUGUUGGGGCGAAGUGAAGAAGACAGACUUCCUUUUUGUUCAUCAAUCUUAAUUUAAAAUUUCGAUGAUAUCGACGAAUAUUUGUCAAAGAAGAAAAAUUGCAGAGUGAAUAUAUCUUCACCUGCAAAAAAAAAAAACUACAAACAAAACAGAAAACAAACAAAUUUUAAAUGUUACCAAGUAUGGUUCAACAAGAAUCAACCACUAGACCACUAGAACAAGAUCAAGACGAAGAAGACGAUCAACAACAACAAUCACAACAUCAACAUCAAUAUCAUCAAUCAACAGUUAUUGAUAUACCAUCAGAUGAUAGUACAUAUGUGGAAAAUGCAAUUACUUAUAGUACGGAAGAGGAGAAAAAAUAUCAUGCAGAUUAUGAUAGGUGCUGUCCGCCGCCAUUAUUUGUGAUAAUGAUAUCGUUACUUGAGAUUGGUGUCUUUCUCUAUGACUACAUGACAGUUGAUUUCCAACCGGAAUUAAAUAGUCCCAUUUCAUCAGAUUCGGUACUAAUCUAUCGGCCGGAUCGUCGUCAAGAGAUAUGGCGUUUUGUAUCUUACAUGGUGUUGCAUGCGAAUUGGUUUCAUUUGGGCUUUAAUGUUGUGGUGCAAAUGUUGUUCGGACUGCCAUUGGAAACGGUGCAUGGUUCGGCUCGAAUUGCAUGCAUUUACUUGGCUGGAGUGUUUGCUGGUUCGCUGGGGACGAGUGUUGUUGAUUCGGAGGUGUAUCUAGUUGGUGCUAGUGGUGGAGUUUAUGCGUUAUUGGCGGCGCAUUUAGCGAAUUUAUUAUUAAAUUUUGGCGAAAUGAGAUAUGCUGUGUCGAAGUUGGCAUCGGUGCUUAUAUUUGUAUCAUGUGACUUGGGCUAUGCACUCUAUUCCCAAUAUGUAAAUGAGCCAAAUACAGCGCCAGCUGUAUCAUAUAUUGCACAUAUAACUGGAGCAUUAGCUGGUCUAACAAUAGGUUUAUUAGUAUUAAAAAAUUUCGAACAUAAAACCCAUGAGAAUCUUAUGUGGUGGUUAGCGUUAGGUGUUUAUACUGCAUUUACAAUAUUUGCGAUUGUAUUCAAUCUAAUAAAUACAGUGACUGCGCAAAUACUCGAAGAAGAGGGUGAAGUAAUGAAACAACAUUUGCUUCAUGAUUUGGGUGUUUCGUAAAAAAUAAAUAAAUAUUAAACAAAAAUAAUAUUUAAAAAAAAAAAUUAAUAUUAAUUUCUAACUUUAUUUUUUUCUUUUGUAUAAUUAAAUUAUUUUUAUGUUUAAAUCCUGAAGUCCCAUUUUUUUUAAGUUUUUUCUAAUUUAUUUCUCUAUCUCUCAAUCUUUAAAACAAUAUUAACAAAGAUAAAAAAAAAACACUCGCAAAAAAUCUACUAUAGUAAUAUUUUUUUCCUAUAUUAAAUUUAAAAAAAUAUAUAAAAAUAUAUUUAAUUGUUUAUUAUUAUUUUUUUUUAAUUUUAUUUAAAUAUGUUAUAUAUUUAUUAUUAUUUUUUUUCAUUAAUUUUAAGUAAAUAUAUUAUUAUUCUCAAUUAAUAAUAAAAUUAAUUUAUGAAAUUGAUCCCAAAACGUGAAACAAACUGUUGUGAUAUUACCAAAGACUGAUUUGUAUAAAGAAAUAUGAAAAUGUAAGUUAGUAAAAAAAAAAAAACUCAAAUCCAAAAAAUAAAUAUAGAAAAUAUUUGUGUAAAUAAACAUUCAAUGAAAAUGAAAUUAAAGAAAAGGUGUGUAAAAUAAAGAAAUAGUUUAAUUACUUCUCUCUUCGUCUCUUCUUUUUCGAAUGCGCAAAAUCACACAAAAGAAGAUAAAAAUUAAAAAAAAAAAUAAAAACACAUAUAAAACCGCAGUGUGGUGAUUUUUUCUGUGUAGACUUUUAGUUUACUGCAGUUUACAAAGUCACUCUUACUCUCUUUUUAUUUUGAGUAAAAUCCAAAAGUAAAAGAUGAAAUAUUUUUCUUGAAUUUAUUAAAAAAAAAAAUAGACAAGAAAAACAAAAAAAAAAAAAAAACUAUUAAAUCCUUAAUUCUUCGCAAGCAAGCUAAAUAAAAGAAACAAAACAAAAAAAAAUAUUAAAAAUAACUUAAAACUAGUCGACAAUUCAAUAUUAUUAUAAUUAAAGCAAACAAAACAAAAAAAUAUAAAUUAGUGAAAUAAAUAAAAAAAAAAUAUCAUUAUAAAGAAAAAAAUAUCUAAUAAGUUUAAGGUUGUUGAUAAAUUAUAAAAAAAAAAUUAAAAUUAAUACAAAUUAAUUUAUAUUAAAUACAAAAGCCGCCAAAUAUCCUACUACAUAUAUAUUUUUUUCUCUUGUUUUUUAAACAAAAACCAACAACAACAACUGACUCAAAACAACUCAAAACUCAGACUCUUGAAUAAUAAAAAAGGCUUAAUGAAAUUAAAAAAAGAGAAACAAACACACAACACAAAAGAGUAUUAUUAUUAUUAUUAACAUUAUUUAUUUGUUAUUAUUUUUUUUUAUUAUUAUUAUUAUUAAUAUUUUAUAUAUAUUUUGUUUUGUUAAUUAAAAAAGAAAAAAAGAAAAAAAUAAUAAUUGUAUACAUACAUAAACAUUCAAUUUGAAGAUAGAAAGAGAAAAAAAAAAAUACAACGAAUAUCUUCCGUUUCAUAUUAUUUUUGUUUGUUUUUUGUUUUUGUAAAUGUAAAAAAGAAAAGUGAAAUAGGAAAAAUGAAGAAUUAUUAUUAUAAUAAAAAAUAAAUAAAACCAAAGAAAAAAAAUAUAUAAAUUUAUAUAUAAAUGUAAAAAUAAAAACAAAAUUAGACUCAGUAACAAGAAAAUAAAUACAAAGAAUAUACAUAAAUGUCCACUCAGAAUACCAAUAUAAUUUUUGUUCUGAAAAAAAAAAAAAAAAAUAAAAUAAAAGCAAACAAAAA